Monascus purpureus is the source of this 2603-nucleotide messenger RNA. Lineage: Eukaryota; Fungi; Ascomycota; Eurotiomycetes; Eurotiales; Aspergillaceae. The record is from the annotation of a GenBank genome assembly.
CUCCUCCAGAUCACCCUCUUCGAGCUGCGUCCAGACAUUACGGUAUCUAGUCAUGGCUGCUGAAGGUUCCAAGGAUUUGCCAAUUCGGCCACCGGUAGAGGCUCAGGCUGCCGAACCGGCCGCUGAUUCUGCUAACGCUCCGUCGAAAACGAAGUCCAAUAAGCCUGCGGGGAACACCGACUCACUCCCUGACUUUAUUAUUGAGCGAAACAAGUUCUUUGAGGAAUUAUGGCAGCAGUAUCUUGAGGAGGUUAAGAACAAACCGCAUCCAGAGAUCGAUGUCACUCUUGACCUGGGAAGCGGCAGCCCUUCCACCAUCGUCGCGAAAGCUUGGGAGACCACCCCCGCGUCGCUUCUGAAGGAUGUGCCUAAGGAUAUUAGCGCAAACGUUGUUAUUGCAAAGGUGGAUGGGAAGGAACUCUGGGAUUUGACUCGCCCCCUGGAGCGCGAUUGCACGCUCUCCUAUGUUCCAUUCGACAACCCUGAAGGCAGGGAAGUCUUCUGGCACUCCAGCGCGCACUGCCUAGGCGAAGCUUGCGAAUGUGAAUAUGGGUGCCUUCUUUCUCAUGGUCCCCCAACACCGCAAGGAUUCUUUUACGAUAUGGCUAUUCCGGAAGGACGUGUCGUUAAGGAAUCGGAUUGGUCUUCCCUUGACAGCAAAGCAUCCCGUAUUUUUAAGGAAAAGCAAAGCUUCGAUCGAUUGGAAGUUACGAAGGAGAAUCUUAAAAAGAUGUUCUCUUACAGCAAGUAUAAGCUGCACUAUAUUGAUAAGCUGGUGACGGGGGAAAAGAGUACAGUGUAUCGUUGCGGUACCCUCGUUGAUUUGUGUAGGGGCCCACAUAUCCAGAGCACUGGCAAGAUCAAGACCUUCAAGAUUAUGCAGAACUCUUCGGCAUAUUUCCUUGGAGACCAGACCAACGACUCCUUGCAGCGUAUCCGUGGUGUUGCAUUCCCUGACAAGAAACAAAUGCAGGAACACCUGAAAUUCUUGGAGGAAGCAGAGAAACGCAACCACCUGAGACUAGGCAAGGAACAAGAUCUGUUCUUCUUUGACGAAGUCUCUCCGGGGUGCCCCUUCCUCCUUCCCAAUGGAACCAAGAUCUUCAAUGCUCUUCAAAAACUUCUGAGAUCGGAGUACCGAAAGCGCGGAUACCAGGAGGUGCAAACCCCGAACAUGUAUGACGUGAGCAUUUGGAAGACUUCGGGUCACUGGGCCCAUUACAAGGACGACAUGUUCAAGCUCGAUGUUGAAAAGAGGGAAUGGGCUCUCAAACCCAUGAACUGCCCUGGUCACUUUGUUCUUUUCGGCCACCGGGAUAGAAGUUAUAGAGAACUUCCCCUGCGAAUUGCGGACUUUGGCGUGUUGCAUAGAAAUGAAGCAUCAGGUGCUCUGAGCGGUCUCACGCGUGUCCGAAAAUUCCAGCAGGAUGAUACCCACAUCUUCUGUACACAGGAGCAAAUUUCUUCUGAGAUUGAGGGUCUAUUUGAUUUCCUGGACUCCAUCUAUGGCCUGUUUGGCUUUACCUUCAAGCUGAAGCUUUCUACACGUCCGGAAAAGUAUCUCGGCGAACUUGAGACCUGGAACUACGCCGAGGAACAGUUGAAGAAUGCCAUGACUAAGUUCAAAGGCAAUGACUGGACUAUCGAUGAGGGAGAUGGUGCCUUCUAUGGACCCAAAAUCGAUAUUACCAUUGCCGAUGCUCUGAAGAGAGAAUUCCAGUGUGCCACCAUCCAACUGGAUUACCAGGCACCCCUUAAUUUUAAACUGGAAUAUAUGACUCAUGAGAAGGCCCAAGCCGACGAAGCCAAGAAAGAAGGUGAAACCAAGCCCAAUGAGCUAGCACCUGGUCGUGCGCGCCCAGUUGUCAUCCACCGCGCUAUCAUUGGCAGCUUCGAACGAUUUUUGGGUAUCUUAAUCGAACACUUUGGUGGCAAGUGGCCAUUCUGGAUAAGUCCUCGCCAGAUAUUGAUUGUUCCUGUCAUGCCUGCUGUGAACGAUUAUGUUUACGAGCUGCAAAAGAUCCUCAGGAAUGAUAAGCUCAACGUCGACAUUGAUGUUAGCGGUAACACCCUGCAGAAAAAGAUCCGUACUGGGCAAUUGGCGCAGUACAACUUUAUCUUUGUCGUCGGUGCACAAGAGAGGGAAUCUCGUUCUGUCAACAUCCGCAAUCGAGACGACCCAGCCACUCAGAACAAGGGCGUCAUGGUUCCCCUUGAGGAAGCUCGUGUGAAGCUCCGUGCUUUGAGGAAGGAGAGAAGACUCGUGAACACACUUUGAAACGAUGCUGUUUCCUUCUGUUCUUUUAUGCGGGCUUCCCCUUACGCAGCGUAGUGCAAGGAUGGAAUUUGGCCACAAAAAGCACGGCGACGAGAUUUAUGAACUUGAAUGGGAGAUUCAGAAGCCAUUUAGAGGGAGAAGUAGAUGAUGCAAUUCUUUCCCAGGCGAUCUAUGACGGUUAGGAUUUUGAAUGCUAGAGUAGUCAUUAUUUACCACUCAUUCUCCAAACACGACUCCCUAGAGAUUCCUUUUCUUACUGAAGCGUGCGAACCUUUGAUUAGAAAUGGAAUCGGCCCUUAAAUUUAAUUUUAAAUUUAAGACUAUA